Paramecium sonneborni is the source of this 615-nucleotide messenger RNA. Lineage: Eukaryota; Ciliophora; Oligohymenophorea; Peniculida; Parameciidae. The record is from the annotation of a GenBank genome assembly.
UUUAUGAUUAGAAGAUAAAAUUCCCUACCCGAAAUCCUCUCAAUUAUUUAAGAAAAAAAGAAGGCUGGCCUUUAAUAAUAGCAAUCUCUCUAAGUUCCAGAAUAAGAACCAUAACCAGUAUUCAAAUAUGUCUUACAUGAACAUCAGGAAAGAAUUCAAUUAGCCAAAAUGUUUUACAAAAAUCUAAAGAAAAGAUCAAUAGCUAGAAAUGUUAAUCAAAUUAAAAGUAUGGCAAAUCUCAAUGGAUUUUAAUUAAAACAAGGUCAAGUUGUUAGAUAGAAACUUUAUGUUGAAUAAAAUUAAAUGCAAGAGUAAUAAUUUACAUUAUAUAGAAAUCCUUAAAUAUAUUUAUGUCCUACCUAAAAGAUAAUUUAAUAAAAGUCGAGUCCUAUUAAAACUAAUUAAAGAACUUCUCCAUUACAAAGAUCAAGAGCAAUUACUACUAAAUCUAGUUUCCAUCUUAAAAGUAUGGAUCUAACAAAAAAUGAAAGUAUGAUCUCUGUAAAACAAUGUAAAGAAGGAAAACCAACAGUUAAAUCUAGAUAAGUUGAUGAAGUUAAAGGUUAAGCUAAAUUAUUCACUAUAGUGUAUAAAUCAUUGAAAUUUCAAAGUUGA